Molecule: messenger RNA, 507 nt
Organism: Entrophospora candida
Lineage: Eukaryota; Fungi; Glomeromycota; Glomeromycetes; Entrophosporales; Entrophosporaceae
Source: the annotation of a GenBank genome assembly
AUGCAUGAAAAUGGUAAAAAACAUAAAGACAAUGUAGAAAAGUUUUUAAGAAAUGUUUACCAUAAAGAAUCCGAAAAUCGUAAAGAGGAAGAGAAAACAAAAAAAGAAUUGGAUAGAAUUGAAAGGGCAGCUUUGAAACAAUAUAAAAAAGAUGUUAUACUUUUGGCACCAGGUUCAUCCAUUUCACAUAUAAAACCACCGCCGCUACCACCUACUACAACUAGUAAUAACUAUAAUGAUACAAUUUAUACACAACCAGUAAAAAAUACUGAAGAAUCAAUGAUAGCGGAUGACGAAGAAAAUCCUGAUGAUUUAAUAAACUUUAAAAUUGUAGAAAAAACAUUUCCAUUAGAUAAUCAACUUUUUGAAGAUGAAGAAGAAGAUGAUAAUGAUGAUGAUGAUGACAAUAAUUCUAAUAAGAAUAAAGAAGAGAAAAAGGGAGAGAAAAUAAGUUUUAAGAAAAGAAAACUUGGUGGAUCAGGAAAACAUAGAAAUAGAAAUUAUUAG